UGGGCGGCGGGGGCGCGGCGCGGAGCCCUGGAGCGGUUCCACGCGCGGCAGCUGCGGGUGUCGCCGCAUGUGCUGGGGCACAGCAAGGCGCACGUGGGGCGGGUGGUGGCCGAGCUGGUGAGCGCCGCCAAGGCGCAGGGGCUGCAGCCCGGCCCGCUGGCCCUCAGCCUGCGCGGGGACUUCGUGCGCAUCGGCAGCGCCUACGAGCAGCACAAGGUGCGCAGCCCCGACUGCUUUGACAUCCUGGUGCCCCUGCGCCUGCCGCCGCACCUGGAGCCCCAGCCGCGCUCUGCCGACGGGCCGGGACCGUGCGGCGCCUUCCUCUGCGGCCUGCGGGCGAGGGACGGCUGGACACGGCGCUGCCGGCCCUUCGCCGAGGGCUUCUGCGUGGAGCUGCAGGGCCGCAGCCACCUCUCCUCCGGGCUGGUGCUGCGCUGGUUCCAGGGCCAUCUGCAGCGGUGCCUGGGCGCUGUGCGCUACCGGYUACAGGAGCGCUGCCGCGUCAGCCUCUCCAACUGCCCCGGGCAGCCGCCCACGCUGCACAUCGUGCCCUGCUCCGACUAUGUCUGCUGCCACAUCUCCAUGGCCGUGCGCCUCAUCCCGGCCAUCCCGCUCGGCGACGCGCUCUACCUCACAGCCCUGCCGCCCCAGGGCCCCCGAGCCUCCCCGGCCCCCGAGGCKCUGUGGGGCCUCAACGCCUCGCGUCAGGAGCAGCGGCUGCUGGGCUGGCUCAAGGAACAGGCUCCGGCCUCCUCUUGCCACCUCAAGUGCCUGCAGAUCCUCAAGGGCCUGCGGGACCUCCGCGGGCAGAGCCUGGAGGAGCCCUUGUGCUCGCAGUGGGGCUGGGUGCUCUCCUCCUACAUUCUGAARACAGCUCUCUUCUCCCUGUUGCUCCGGGGGCCCUUGGAGGCCUGGGAUGAGCGGUUCCUGGUGGAGCGGCUGGAGGACCUGGUGCUGUACCUGAGGGACUGUCUGCGCCAGCAGCURCUGAUGGAUUUCUUCCUGGGCAACACCAGCAUCCCCGAGGCCGUGGCGUCUCCCCGGUUCCUCAGGGAAGCGGCCCCCGUGAACUUGCUGUCCGCCUUUGACGGGCGAGUGCUGGAGCUGGUCGCCUUCCAGCUGCUCAGCACGUGGGUGCAGGCCCCGCACAUCAUCAGGAUGUCCAGCAGCGCCCGGUCCCUGCGCCUGCUGCCCGCCCCGGGCCGCGCCAUGGCUGAGGGCGAGCGGGAGCCGCCGGCACAGUGA
Malurus melanocephalus (red-backed fairy wren) is the source of this 1245-nucleotide messenger RNA. RefSeq names its product ITPRIP like 2 (gene ITPRIPL2). The transcript has a single exon. The annotation marks the transcript as partial. The record is from RefSeq and is a predicted model, not a curated record. Lineage: Eukaryota; Metazoa; Chordata; Aves; Passeriformes; Maluridae.